Messenger RNA from Microbotryum saponariae, 763 nucleotides. Lineage: Eukaryota; Fungi; Basidiomycota; Microbotryomycetes; Microbotryales; Microbotryaceae. The record is from the annotation of a GenBank genome assembly.
AUGGUCAACUCUGAGGUUUCCUUGAAACCUCUCUUGGCGACUAACGUGCCGAUGAUAUUUACGCUGUUGGUGCCCGUCAACUUCACGGAGACAGGACAUCGUUUCGUCUAUCUACGAGAUAUUUUGGAAGAGGUUGCUGAGCUAACUGGCCUGGCUCUCCAAGGUAUGCAAGACAAGAUUAGAUCGGUUCCCAAGCAGUGUUGACAGGCCACUCAGCCAGUUGCUAACCGUUUAAUUCGGCGACUUAUCUGUGCCUUUGUACAGAGGACUCCUGCUUCGACUACUGGGUGGUCGACGACGCGGCUACGUCAUCUACUCACUCGACUCCAUGUCUUGCCUCCUGCCGGUACGACCAACUCGCAGCAUUUACUGCUGCGACCGAUUCUUCGGACAAGGUUCUCGGAUUGACCGGCUUCGUACUCGACAUCGACUCGUUGCCAGCAGAAGCAACCAUUACCUUGAGAGUGCGUAUAGCUUCAUGACUUGACGGAUUCUACGUCGUUGAGCUUUAGUCGCUGAGCUGACUCUUGAUUGCAAAUGUCACAGGUCUACGAGCACAUCAAGGCUCGUUUUUAUUUUAUUUUUUACUGGGGCUCAUAAAUUGCAAUCCUUUGGGUUGGCUGGGACCGCUAGAAAAAGAGCUAAAAGAGGUUAUAAAGCAACGACGGCAAGCAAUUGGGUGAAAGUCAAACCCCUGCGCGCAAAGAGCGCUGCGCAGAUCAAAACUCGCCGAGCACCUAACGCGGACUCCAACGGGCGGUGA